AUGAAUAAAAUUAGCAUCCAACAUGAGCGCCGGAUGGUCGAACUGGGCCCUGGUGCAACGUGGAUAAAUGUUUAUGCUGCCCUGGAACCGUAUCAUAUUUCGACAGCCGGAGGGCGAAUUAGUGGAGUUGGGGUUGGUGGCUUCCUCUUGGGCGGUGGCAUCGCCUUCGUAUCCGCUGAGAAGGGACUUGGUGCGAACAACGUGAUCAACUACGAGGUUGUACUCUCUAAUGGUACGAUUGUCAACGUAAAUGAAGCUGAGAAUGAAGACUUAUUCUGGGCGAUGAAACUACCCUCUACCAAUUAUGGCAUCGUUACUCGAUUCGACAUGCAACUCUACGCACAGUCUGAAAAAUGGGGGCACGACGACACAAACAAAGACAACAUGGUAUCAGUCGCUAUGGUGCGAAACAAGGGCAUGAGUUUAGCCUUGGCAGUGCAAGUUAAUGAAGUUGGAAUUGCCUAA
Molecule: messenger RNA, 465 nt
Organism: Trichoderma breve
Lineage: Eukaryota; Fungi; Ascomycota; Sordariomycetes; Hypocreales; Hypocreaceae
Product: FAD binding domain-containing protein
Exons: 3
Coding region: 1-465 (154 amino acids)
Molecular function (GO): FAD binding
Source: RefSeq, a predicted model, not a curated record